AUGGAUGUUAGCGAUGCAGUCACUGAGGAUCUGUCGCUCAAUCGAGCGCAGAAAAACCUUCGACGAGAAGGCGGUCUCCCCCAUGCCGUCGGCGUCGUCGUCGGCGAUGGCGUCGCAGGCUCGCAGCAUCCCCCGCCGCGGCAGGAGCUUGACCUCGACGCGUUCCUCCCCUCCUCUCCAACCUCCUCCGCGGCCUCCGAUGCCGACGCCGACCACCGCCGCGCCGUCGACGACCUCCUGCUGCUCCUCUCCUCGUCGGACUCCGACUCCGAGGAGUCCACCCCCACCGCCAGCACCAGAAUCCGAGCCCCAGCCCGCGUACAAGCCCCGGCGCCGCCCGCUGAGCCCUCGCCGCUGCGUUCCCCGUCCGCGUCCUCGUCCCCGUCCCCGAGGAGAUCCACAUCCGCCUCGCCGUCGGAGACCCUCUCCUCCCUCGUCGCGAGAACCUUCUCCAGCAACGGCGCCUCCUCUUCCUCGUCGAAGCCACUGCCCUCGCUCUUCCGCGGCGUCCGCCCCAGCCCCAAGCCCGGCGCCGCGCUGGCCGCCGCUGCCGCGGCAUCCCGCGCGGUCCUUACCCCGCACGCGGCUGCAAUCAAGUCCCGCCGAUCAGCCUCGGCGCCCAUCGGGAAGCUCCUGGAGGAGGGCAGUGGCUCCGAGGCUUCCGAGGAGCUCCCUUCCACUGGAAGCUUGGAAGCAGAGGUAGAAGAAAAGGGGAACUCGGAAGUGGUUCCUGAACCAACAGAGCAGACUGUCAGCGGGAAUGUGACUGAUGAAUUUGAAGACGAGAAACAUGGAAAAGUGGAAAUUGAAGAGAGCUCUGAGUCUAUGAAGCUGGUGGAGGCGAGUACCCUUGAUUCUGUAGUCCCUGACGAUUUCAGCGAGUAUGAGCAAACGGCUGAAAAUGGCAAUUUGGUGGAAACCGACAAAAUUGAGAAUAAAAAUGUGGUUGUCUAUGAGGGGAAUGCAAAUGACCAAACUGGAGAUGAUGAUUAUAUGCAAUCAGCUCAAGGUAUGGAUCCAGCUGGAUCUGUUUCCGAGGAAAGUUUUGAUGAUGACCAGGAAGCUGACAGGUCCGACGAAGAGCAAGUGGAAUCUGAGAGUUUAAUUGAUAAGGUGAUUGAGGAGAGGAUGGAGCAGCUGGAGAUCGGCAGGAAGGCUGAGAAGAAUACAGAGAAGAAGCAGAAGGUGUCAAUGAAACCGUUGGAGUGGGCAGAGGAGCUUGAGAAGAGGCAGGCCUCGUUUGGUCAACACUGGGAAGGAGCAGCUGCGCAACCCAUGCAAUUAGAGGGGAUUGGAAAGGGCCCACCAGCUAUUGGUUAUAUGCAAAUUGAGAUGGACAACCCAGUAACUCGUGCCAUGUCCUCACCGUCAUUUAGGCCGGACCAUGGUUCUCCCCAGGUGCUGGCAGUUCAUAGGAGCUAUAUAGCGAUGGGUACGUCUAAAGGUGCUGUCAUUGUCAUUCCAAGCAAAUACUCCAUUCAUCAAGCUGAUGAUACAGACGCAAAGAUGCUGUUCUUUUGGAACCAAGGUGAGAAGACUCAAUCACCAGUGACUGCCAUGUGCUUUAACCAGCAAGGGGAUCUUCUACUAGUAGGAUAUGCUGAUGGUCAUAUGACAAUUUGGGACGUACAGAAAGCCACAGCAGCAAAAGUCAUAUAUGCGACUUUUUGAUGGAAAUACUGGAAUUGUGCUCUCAGCCUGUCCUCUUCUAGUGGAUGAAUCCUUUGGUUUUAGCAACUCAUCUGCCCAGGCAAACCAAACAACUUCCUCCAGUGGUAGUGGUCUUGGCAGCAUGAUGGGUGGUGUUGUUGGAGGUGUAGUUGGAGUAGAUUCUGGAUGGAAGUUUUUCAACGAAAGCUCCUCUACAGUGGAGGAUGGUGUUGUGGUCAUGUUUAUUAUGUAUCAGCAUGCUCUUGUGACUCCGUACCAAUAUUGACCAUGUUGACCAUAUUGAGACCUUCUCUAGACCAGAUGGAGCACAAGAGGGCUCCAUCGCUUAUGCUGCAUGGAAGUACACAUCAUCCUUCAGUGAUUCAUCAUCAUUAGAUGAAGAACGAGUAUCAUGGCUUGCACUUGCAUGGGACCGUCAAGUGCAAGUGGCAGAAUUUGUUAAAUCAAAGAUAGUUAAACACAAGGAAUGGAAGCUUGAUAGUGCAGCUAUUGGUGUUGCCUGGUUAGAUGACCAGAUGUUAGUUGUCCUUAAUGUGAGAGGACAGCUCUGUUUGUUCUCUAAAGAUGGCAGUGAGCUUCGCAGAACUACCUUUGUUCCGGAUGGCCUUCUGUUUGAUGACACUAUAUUGCACCACGUACACAUCGGUGCAGAAGGAUUAUGAAGACCUGGAGGGAGCCGCCGUGGCCGCGUGCCAAGAACUCAUCAUGGUGCGAGGGCGGCUCAUCUGGCAGCUCGCUGGCCAGUCGCAUGAGGUCCUUGGGCGGUCGGGUGACUGAGCGUCUCAAGGGCGCCCUCUGCCUCGGCGUUCAGAAGGCCCUCGGCAUGGUGUCGACACACUACAUCGUCAACCUCGAGCAGGUGGCCACGGGCUAUGUCGUCCCCGACGACGAUGAAGACACCGCUGUUGCUGCUAUGGAGCAAGCCGAUGCAGCCGCAGAGGGCGCCGCUUCCGUCUUGGCCAAGGUUUUUGAAGGCGACCUCCCCGACGUCGAGGGUGACGAAGACGAGGGUCCGCGGGACGAGGAGGGUGAUCUGUAGGCAGUCUGGGCUGUGGAGCCCAUGUAAAUAAAUUAGUAUUUUGUUUUAAUCGUCUUUCCAUAUAAGAAAACAAAGAAGUAAUCUUAA
Messenger RNA from Panicum virgatum (switchgrass), 2797 nucleotides. Its product is annotated as microtubule-associated protein RP/EB family member 1-like. Gene Ontology annotation, cellular component: late endosome; HOPS complex. The transcript has 7 exons. Gene Ontology annotation, molecular function: protein binding. Lineage: Eukaryota; Viridiplantae; Streptophyta; Magnoliopsida; Poales; Poaceae. Bases 1 to 1671 code for a protein of 556 amino acids. Gene Ontology annotation, biological process: protein targeting to vacuole; endosomal vesicle fusion. The record is from RefSeq and is a predicted model, not a curated record.